ACUAAUUUAGACAAAUUAUUAAAAUAAAGUUCUCUAAAGGUUAACUACAGUUUUUUUAGUACAAAUUGUAAUUAAAAUGUGUUAUAUAUUAUAAAAACUGUAUUGCAUAAAAAUACUAAUCGCUUGGCAUUAAGAAAUAGUAAUAGGUAAAACAAAUGAUAGACUAUGUUAAACGUUUAAUAUUAAAGUACCAUUUCCGGGCUUAUAAAAGAGUAUUUUUAAAAUUAUUUUUAAGGGCCCCGUCGUCUAACACUAGAAGGUCUCGUCGUGGAAUAUUUUUUUUUAGUAUAAGGUCGGAAUUUCGUUUAGGCUAGCUUCCUCAUUGAGCUAUUUGUGUUAAUUUUCAUCAAGGAUACCCUCAUAAUGCCUGGAAGAUUUCAUUGGAAUCGUGGAAGCAGUCUCGAUUUCGACUUUGUCAUUAGACAAUUAUGAAUUCAUAUUACAAUAAUUCAUGCCUAAUAAAAUAGCUAAUAAAAUUCAUAUAAAUUGGUAAAAUAUUCUAAGCUUCUAACAAGCACCUCCCCCGGUCAACAGGCCUAGAUGCUCGCUAUGCUCGCAUACUGGAUUAAUUACCCCUCCCCCACUUUCUAAAACGUUCUUCUGACAUUAAUCCCCUUAUUUUUGAUUCGUCACCUGGCCGUUUUACGGUAUUUUGUAGUGUUUUAUCUACAUAGGAGUAACUAAAAAUAAUGAUUAAAAUAAUAAUAAUUUACCAACUACUAUACAAUUUUUACAAACUAUUUUAUUGCAGGAAACAUCAGAAGAAGCUACAAGUCUAACUUCAGAGGAAAAAGAAACUUCUGAAGUGUCUCAGAGUGCUGCAAAUGUAUCGACUAGACAGUUCGAUAGACUCCCAGAAGAAAUUUUUAAAAAAGUUGUAGCUAAUCUUGACCGCCAGAAUCCUGAACCAAGCAGGAGCGCAGAAGAACCAGAAGCCGGCAUUUUUAAACGAUUCUUCAUGAAAAUAACGAGAAACAAGCCUACUAACAAAGAUGCACGAUUUGAACGUGUUGUUGAAAAUGUACCUAGUGAUGUAACAUGUAUAUGGGAUUAUGCAGGCCAAAUCUCAUAUUAUAUAACUCAUAGGUUUUUCUUGACAGAUGGAUCGUCAUAUGUCGUUGCUUUUAGUUUGUUUGAGCCUUUAAAUGAAUUGGCAAAAUCAAGAGGUCCACUAAAAGAUCGGUUUGAAAUGACUAAUCUCCAAAUGAUUAUUUUCUGGAUACGGUCAAUAUAUGAGCACGCUGUACUACAAUAUAAUGCAAGUACGCAAUUAAUAAAUGACACUAUAGCCUCACCCACAAUCAGUUUGGUUGGCACUCACAAAGACAAGUUAGAGGGAAGUGAGGAGAAUAAACAGAAUCAGAUUGAAGCAAUAUUCAAAAUAAUAUUUGAAGAAAUCAAAGGGAUGCCUUUCGAACUUCACGUUGACAGAACGAUGUAUGCUGUAGAUAAUACAUCAGCAAAUGACAAAGGGAUUGAAGAAUUAAAAAAAAAUCUCGGAGGUUACACAAAGCAAAUGGCAAAAAAAGUUCCCACAAAAUGGGUUGAUUUCCAGUCGAAAAUCCAAGAAGUCGGGAAAACAACACUGCGCAUGUCCUUAGAUGAGGUCAAUGAGAUUGCUGUCGAUUGUGGAAUUCCGAACGAAAACACCAUCCACGUUCUCAAUUAUUUAAAUGAUUGUGGAGUAAUUAUGUAUACUCCAAAAAAUAUCAAUUUGAAGAACACUGUGAUUACUAGCGUCCUCAUGUUGAUUGAAAUCUUCACGAAAGUAAUUACAACAGAAGAUAAGAGACCUGCAAUGAUGAAGUCAUGGCAUCUUCUUGAUAAAGGCAUUCUGAGUGAGAUAUUGCUGCGUGAUCUGUGGAAGCAAGAGUUAGAGGAAGACGAAAGCAACUUUGAAGUCUUUAUAGAACUGAUGAAGGUUUUUGGAUUGCUCUUUGAGAAACAGAAGGAAUCUGAAGAAGAUGAUCGAACAUUCAUCGUCCCUUGUCUAAUGAGUAUCGUUAAGGACAAGAACAUGGAAGUUGAGAAAGACAAAAAGGAGAUGGUAUCAAUCUACGUGACUCCAACAGACUUCCUCCCUGAUGCUGUCUACAGUGUAUUAGUCGUUGCCUUUGUCGACUUGAUGAAGAAGAAAUUUAGAAGCGAUGAUUCAAAAUUGUUUCGGAAUCGUAGUGACUUUGACUUCGAUGAUGAUCACUUAGUGAGUCUGGGAGCCGUCAAAAUCAAGAACAUGCAUGCAUUGAAGCUUGAAAUAACGCGUCGGAUUGAUAAAGAUGCAAAUGGUGAACUAUCAGAACCACACCCGAGUGUGUGUCUGGAGGUAUUAAACUACCUUAAGCAUCAACUGAAGACUGUAUAUGUUACAACAGUAGGGAUUGGUUACGAGUUGCGCGUCUUGUGCAGCGUAUGUCCACCAACGCAGCAACCUCAUUUACAUAAUCUUGACAAAUGUUUAGAAAAAGAUUGGGUUUCAUGUGGAAAGUAUAAAAUGAACACAUCUCGUUAUAAGGUCUUUUUCCAAGAAGAAGUUCAAGAUAAAUUCUUGUCUACUGAUCAACUUCGUAGGCCUGUGUUAACAGAUUCCACACAUGGAGAGCGAUUGCCAGAAAUGUCAGGCAUGCAGUUCAAUGCUCUUAAAAUGGUUGUCUCAAACUGGUACGAUGAAAACAGAUGUCUUAGUAUGUUGAAAGUGUUGUUCAGAGAUACGGUGGACAAUGUGAAACUAGCAGAAAUAAAUACGAUAGACUUGCUGAAUGAAUUGGUUGUACGUGGUAAGCUGAGUGCAGAGGAUCCUACUCUACUGUAUGACACCAUCAGAAUAACUGGACAUUUUGCUCUUCAAAAGAAGAUCCAAGAAACACUGCCAUCAUUCCCGGAUGUUAAAGAAGGAACCAUUUCAACAAGUUUCACAGCACACAGACAAAAACUAAUGAAAUUGGGGAAGACUUUGACUACAGAUAACGUGGCGCAGAUCGACGGAUUGUAUAAUACACCUCGUAAGAUGUAUACCGACAGUUGGAGAAUGAUCACUAAUCUAGAAGACAGACGUAAAAUCAGCGAAGGAAAUAUGACGGAUUUCAUUAAUUCUUUGUCACUGCUUAAGCUUCCUCUGGCAUUGACCGCAUUGACAGAAGAUAUUCCGGAUAAAUCAUUGUCUCUGGAUCCAUCUCAUAAGCCCGUGUUUACAGAUUCCACACACAGAGAGCAGAUGUCAGAUAUUCCACAUAAAUCCUUGUCUCUGGAUCCAUCUCAUAAGCCCGUGUUCACAGAUUCCACACACAGAGAGCAGAUGUCAGAUAUUCCGGAUAAAUCCUUGUCUCUGGAUCCACCUCAUAAGCCCGUGUUCACAGAUUCCACACACAGAGAGCAGAUGUCAGAACUAUAUGUGGGCGACUGCAAUCAACUGCUAGAUGUCGUGUCGUCAUGGUGGGAACUGCAUGGAAGCGUUAAUAUGCUGAAAGUAUUACUUAGGGAGUUUGACUGUAUUCAUGUAACCAAACUACAAGAGCUGAAUAAGCCAAUCGAACUGUUUCGAUUGCUUUUAGGUAAUGGUCUUAUUAGACAAUCAAACAUUGAUGUUCUUGCCGAGGUUGUAAUUUUAUGCGAGCAGCGUGGUGUAGAAUUGAAGAUCAAGAAAAUGGUACCAACAUUUCCAGAUUUAAGUAAUGUUGUAAUACGUAACUUUUCAGACCAUCGAAGAAAUUUGAUAAAAUUUGGCACAGCUAUGAGCAAAGACAAUAAAGAUCGCAUUGGUUAUUGGUAUGACCUUAACGUUAAAAAACUACCAGAUCCUUGGUGCCUAAUAUUGGAACUGGAAUACAGAAAAAUACUUACUGUGGACACAAGAAAAGAAUUCAUUAAAAGGCUUAUGAAAAAUGAAAUGAUAGCCGAAGCUGAAGCACUUAACACGUUCUAAAGCUAUUGGUAUGAAAUCUUCUUUUUCAUCGAAAUAUAAAAGUUGAAAACAACUUUUAUAUUUCGAAUGAAAAAUAAAUUAUAAAAUAAAUGAUUGAUUCCAAAUAAAUUUGUUUAAAGGAAAUUCUAUAGCUAUUUACAGCCAUAUAACAUGAUUGUAGUAUUGCACCAUCUUACUUGUGUAAUAAUAUUUAUAUGGUUUGACCAGCAUAGAUAUUGAACGAAAUAUGCCCACUCAUAACAUUAUUCCACCAUUUUCAAGCUGCUCCGUAAUUAAUGGUUUAUUGAAAAUUGCUGUAGAAUGUUUGGAACAAAAUUACUAUAACAAUUCAAAAUAGUCCGUUCUAGCUUUUUAAAAAUAGAUUAUAAGAAGAAAUUUUCCUAAUUAUCGAUUAAGCCUGCAGUUUCCAUAAAAAUCGCUACACGCUCUCCGCCGACUGCUUUGGUGACGCUGAUUGGUCAGUCGAAUCAGGGAAUGUUCCCGAUUGCGUCGGGGACAGCUGCGCAGUGCAAUUAUUGCAUUGAAAACGCUGCGACUGUGUAGCGAUUCUAUGGAAACCAAGCUUCAGAUAAUUCAAAUGUGAAUGACAUCUUCCUGUUCUUUGUUUUGAUUUCUGUUUUGUUAGCCUUCUUAAUAAUUAAUUGUGUAAAUAAUAGAAAUUGUGACAAUGUUCACCCAGAGUAGAUUAAUGAUCAAGAGCAACAGAAAUUGGUAGAACAUUAUUGAUACACAAGCUUUCGUCGUGCAUGCAGUGUGGAUGUAAUGAACAAUAUCGUACUGAAAGAUGUAAAAAAAUGUGUGAUUGAAUGAAAUUGACAUCGGUUUAGAGAUUAUGAUUUCAAUUCUAGUUGUAUUUAAUUGGUUAAGGUGGGCUGUAAUUUGAGAGAAAUAUUCAUUAGAGUGGAGGGUAGUUAGCGAUGGCUUUGAUUAUACAAGUAACGACACGUACUUAUAUAAUUAAAAAAAACUCUGGUGCAAAAUGCAUUUGCAAUAUUUUGCGUUUUAAUUCUCAUUACCUGUGAUAUAUAUUUUUGUAUAUUUAUCAUUAUCAGUUCUUGGAUGUAUAGUAUUAUCAGUGUUAUUUGUUUUAAUGUACUUUUUCCUUAAUUCUAAGUUUUCAAAUGCAUUUUAUAUGGCUUGACUUGUGCUAAUAAAUUAUUAUAAAUAUAUGUUUUAUAGUAUUAUAGUAUUAUAUAAGUUUAUAUAAUAUAUAAACUUUAUAUCCCUGAAUAAAGCAGAAAACGAAGGAACUUAAGUUUUGAGCGUUUGACUAUCACUGUAAUCUUGUUCACAAUGAAACACGAUGGAAAAUUGUGUCAGAGAUUGUCGGGGCCUGCCAUUCUUUCCCCCCCCCCCACCCCACCUCACCCCUCAAUCUUGCUUUAAAAGUGUUGUUCUAUAUGUUUGGAAGAUAAGGUCUUCCACCAUCUCCAAUUAACAUUGGGCUGUUGGCCUGAUGUGAAGGCUUCCUUGACCCCUGUCUCAAACCAAUCGGUUCCACGGUUAGAAGUUUAGUCUCAUCAAAACUGACGCUGUGAUCCCGGAAACUCAAUGUUAAUAUGUUUAUGAGACUCCAGCGAAUCUAGUACUAGUAUUUCUUAUAAGAUUCCGUUUUGUUAGUUCCAUAUACUUAAGACAAAAAACGAAUUAACA
Anneissia japonica is the source of this 5572-nucleotide messenger RNA. RefSeq lists its product as uncharacterized. Bases 959 to 3919 code for a protein of 986 amino acids. The transcript is spliced from 16 exons. The record is from RefSeq and is a predicted model, not a curated record. Lineage: Eukaryota; Metazoa; Echinodermata; Crinoidea; Comatulida; Comatulidae.